AUGACCUACAACAAGUCCCCCCAAAUGUCAAUGUUCACCAUGUUCGAACAUCAAUAUGCCUCCCUAGCCGCUGUUCCCGUUUUAAAAAGAUCUCCAACAUUGCAGACCGCCGGCGGGUUCAGAACCGCAUUGCCCAACGUAACUAUCGUAUGUCUACAGCCACGCCGCAAUGUUAGCGUUUACACUCUUAGAGAGACUUUAAAUGACAGUAACAUAGGAAAGAAGUGCAAGAGACGCCUUAAGGACCUUAAGAGGCGGGCUGGUCGGGAAAGCACAACCAUCACACAACCUAAGCGCUUAGAUCAGCGUUCGCAUGUUGCUAAGAUACCAAAAGUAAUAGAAUCCAUAAACAAAAGCCAGCAUAUAACCCCCGCGGAAGCCAACAAGGCCUCACUUGCGCAACAUCAGCCUAACAUUUGUGAGAGAUUAGAGAUUGCCCUAAUCUUCACCUACGCGACCUGUUUUGCACUAGGAAACAUGAUCUUCGCUCCCUCGCACACCACGCAGCCUUAUCUCAUAACCGCCAAGAUGUACUAA
This is a messenger RNA of Colletotrichum destructivum, 537 nucleotides long. RefSeq lists its product as uncharacterized. Bases 1 to 537 code for a protein of 178 amino acids. The transcript has 2 exons. The record is from RefSeq and is a predicted model, not a curated record. NCBI's taxonomy places the organism in Eukaryota, Fungi, Ascomycota, Sordariomycetes, Glomerellales, Glomerellaceae.